Messenger RNA from Ectocarpus sp. CCAP 1310/34, 2256 nucleotides. NCBI's taxonomy places the organism in Eukaryota, Phaeophyceae, Ectocarpales, Ectocarpaceae. The record is from the annotation of a GenBank genome assembly.
AUGCGGGCAGGGAGAGGCCCGGGGCACGCGCGUUCUGGCCACGGACGAGAGCAGGCGUACGUUGUGUACGCCCACGAUGAUGGUGGCUACUACGAAGACUGUGGCUACUACGACGAUGGAUACUUCUACGACGACGGCUACUACGACGCCGGGUACGCACACUACGCCGGCGGUGGGGACAGCUACAGCUACUCCUCCGGGGGCCUUUCCGCGUGCUGCCGUUCUUCCAAGCCCGGCUUCAUGCGUGAGGAUAGCCGCACCAAGCUCGACGACGAGGCCACCCUCUGCUACUACCUGAACGGCAGCGACAACCACCCGAGCGGCACCGUCAAGGUCCUCAAGGCGUCCACCGACCGCGUCGUCUACACCAACAACGUGUCGUGGGUGACGUCGGCGCCAGCAGGCGAGGGGGGUUCCGCUGCCAACCUCUGCUACUUCACCGUCACCGUCAGCGACCCUCGCUCCUGGCCAGACGUCCUCUGCCGCUUCGCCGUCACCGUCGGCGACCCCGAUCCAGACCAGCCGCCGUCGUCGCCGGACCCCGCGAUGCCCCCGCUUACGGCUCACGCCAUGCGGCAGCUUCGCCCGGGUACAAAGGCCGAGGGUAUGACAGACCCGCGGCUGCCAAGCCGUACGAGAUCGGGCACAAGGCACAGCACAGGACUUAUCUCGAUGCUAGACAAGGACACUCUAGUGUCGAUGCUGGAGGCUCGGAGCGCGGUGGAUGCAGAGCGCAGGGAGCCGGGGGGAGCGGGGGCCGGAGAGCAGGCGGGAGCACUCGCAGCGGCGGACCCGGGGACUGGAGGAGCGGGCUUCCCACUCGCAUUUGCCACGUUCCUCGCCAACCAGGAAGACAUCGACGCCACGCUGCGAGACCAGCGCCCGCCGGAGCAACGCCCUGACCUUCCGCAUUGCCAGGCCAGCGACCUUCGUGUCCCCAAGAGCUACAAAGAGGCCAUGGCGUCGGAGCACCGGCACCUUUGGAGCGACUCUAUGCAAAGGGAGUUUUAUGGCUUGUUGGAAGCNCUACAAAGAGGCCAUGGCGUCAGAGCACCGGCACCUGUGGAGCGACUCUAUGCAAAGGGAGUUUUAUGGCUUGGUGGAAGCGGGGACUUUUUCUCCGGCGAAGUAGCAAUGAAUGGAUGGCCCACUAAGGUUAAGUCGAGACUUGUAACGAGAGGUGAUAUGCAGAGAAAGUACAUUGACUUUGGAGAGUUGUACGCGCCUACCGUUUCUGUUUCGUGUGUUAGGAUGUUGGCUGCUUUGGCGUGCGAGUUGAACCUCGACUUGUGUCAUUUCGAUAUUGAGCAAGCUUUUGUGCGUUCGGAGUUGGAGGAAGACGUGUACAUGCGUUUGCCGCAGGGAUGUGGAGCUCUAUCUGGAAUGAUUGUAAAACUAGGCGAGAGUCUGUAUGGCUUGAGACAGGCAUCUAGGCAGUGGCAUGCAAUGCUGAAGAGGUUGACGAUUUAUCAGCAGAGUUUCACAGAUGAGCUAGCAACAGAGUAUGGAGUACUGGGAGGAAAGAGCGUUCCGAUGUCUUCGGGAUUGAAGCUUUCUGAUUUUGAUGCGGAUGACGUGGCGACAGACUUUGCGUUUCGUGAACUAGUCGGAUCUUUGAUGCGGCUGGCGACUCAGACUAGGCCAGAUAUUGCCAAUGCAGUAAGGGCAGUAGCUAGGUAUUGCGCAUCUCCGAAGCGGGUACACUGGAAUGCAGCGAUGGAUAUUUUAGGGUGUGCGAGGAGGACGAGUCACUUCGGUAUUUCGUUUCAGAGAGGUACGGUAAAGGGUUUCAGUUUGCAGGGGUACGCUGAUGCGGACUUUGCAAGCAAGGCAGCACACCGUAGGUCGGUAUCAGGGGGGAUCGUCACGUGUGGAGGAGGCGCCGUGUCUUGGUUUUCGCAGAAGUGUGUUACGGUUUCGACGACUGAAGCAGAGUACGUCGCGCUUGGUGACGUAGUGAAGGAGAUCUUGUUUUUGAGGCAGGGUUGGCGUUUCAUGUUGCCGCAGGUCGGCAUACCGUACAUCCCAGUCUUCGAGCACAACCAGGGGGCGAUUCAACUAGCGCAGAACCCCAUUUCAAACUCGAACACGACGCACAUAGAUGUCAGGCACCAUUUUCUCAGGGAACUGGUAGAGAGGAAGGAAACUUCGGUGAUCCACGUGCCGUCGUCAUCCCAGCGUGCAGAUUUUCUUACGAAGAGCUUGCCGAAGGACACUUUCGAGUUUCACCGUGAUUUUAUGAUGAAUUUGGCAUGA